Colias croceus (clouded yellow) is the source of this 603-nucleotide messenger RNA. RefSeq lists its product as uncharacterized. The coding region runs from base 1 to 603 and encodes 200 amino acids. The transcript has a single exon. Lineage: Eukaryota; Metazoa; Arthropoda; Insecta; Lepidoptera; Pieridae. The record is from RefSeq and is a predicted model, not a curated record.
AUGUCACUAAGAACUUGCCCAAUGCAGGCAUUAAAUGUCAUUGGGAUUGGUAAUAACUCUUCUAAUACAGUGUACGAAAGCUGUCUCACUCAAAUAAAAUCUCUAAAUAGCAACUACAGCGUUACUCUUUCGUGUCUUGUUCUCAACGAAUUGACGGGCCGCUUACCUAAGACCCCAGUUGAUAUUCAAGCUCUCAAAAUACCUAAUUCUCUUACUUUGGCGGACCCUGAGUUCUACAAGCCAGCUCCGAUUGAAGUUUUAAUUGGAGCAGAUAUCUUCUGGGACAUUCUAAACAGCGAACAGCUUUCUUUAGGUCCUAAUAAUCCUAAAUUGCAAAAUUCUAAAUUCGGCUGGAUAAUAGCUGGCCCAAUCAACAAUUAUUUUAGUAAAGAAACUAUUCAUUGCAAUCAUGCCAGAAUUGCAAACCCUACAUCUAACGAAAUUCACAAAAUGCUCACAAAAUUCUGGGAGCUUGAAGAGCUACCCCAAAAAACUGUUCGAAGUCAAAAUGACAUAGCAUGCGAAAAACACUUUCUAAAUACCACCACUCGCUUAGAAAGCGGCAGAUUCUGUGUGAAUGUUACCCAUAAAGGACUCACCUGA